UCACAUAUAUUUAUCGCCAUCGCCAUCGCAUGUCUUCGUCGCCACCAGGCUCUCCCUCUCCGCUGGUUUACCUCCGCAGGAAAAGCAUCGUAUGAGAAGAAGAUCAUGCCUCCUGCUAACUCUCCAUCGCAACAUACCCCCGCUCUAUCGCCCCCGGCUCCGGCGUCCUCGUCAUUGUCGUCCCAGCAAUCAAGCGCUAUCCCGAUCCCUAUCUCGAACCUUCCUGCCCCGGCCGUCGAUAACGGUGCCCACGAUGAUAACGUGAGUUUUCUCCGGUCUCGCGUGCGCUCCUCCCCGGACUCUUCCUCGUUAAGUCGCCAACGCCGACGGCGACAACAGCAACAACAGCAACAACAGCAACAGCAACAGCAGAACAUUUCCGAGUUUGAUCCAGAUCCCAUGGAUGUAGACGGUCCACAAAGAUUGCGCACAUCAGAAUCUAACCGCCGGAUAUCUAUCGUGCGACGCCAACGAGACGAAUCGAACCAUAUGCCGAACUACGAAGGACGGAGUACGAACAUACGGUCGCUAUAUGGAUGGGCCCCUGGGUCAGAGGAGAAUGAGCAGGAAGAUGAACCGGCCUAUGAUCCGCUACCAGAAGGCUUUUCGUCGUGGUUUGGCCGGUUAUCAGAUCGCCAACCUGGGCAUAGACACCAUGCGCGAGAGCGAGAGAGAGAUGCAGUCAUCGCUCGAACGUUUGCAGAAGGCGUUGCAGAAGGGGAUCGCCAUCGAAUCGAUCCUUCCACGUCGAUGGCAGAGGCUCUGUUACAGUCUGUUAGACGACAACCACGCUUUUCACGGACCCGCACCCUUCAAAAUUAUCUUCUUGAUCGGGAACGAGCAGAUCGGGAUGCGGAAGAGAGUCGAGAACGCCAGGGACCGGCUCCGAGGGCAUAUCGAUUUCUUCCCACUAGCCGCGAAACACAUCGAAUACUUACACACAAUGAUCUGCGCGCGCGGAUCAGUGCCCACCGGCAAAUGCAUCUAGAUAAUCCACCUAGCCCGCGGUUAACAGAGACGAUCAAGUACCUUGAACGUCUGCGUGAUUCGAGCUCGCUCGAAGAGAGCGUUACCUCUGCUGCCGGGGGAGGGUUCACUCAGUGGGCACUAGAUGAUGACGACUUCAUUCUGGACACAGGAUCAGUACACCCGCCCGCGCACUGCUCAUGGUUAAGACCAGGAAUGGUAUUCUCGGGGUCACAAAAAGCAGCCGCCACUGGUCCCGGCACUCUUCUUCCACAACGCAUAUCCAGUCCUCCGCAAUCCUCUGCGAAUGACCCGAUCAUUGUCAAUGGUAGCAGCGAAGAUAGCGGUCGGGUAAAUGUGUAUACAACCAGCGGUCGUCGAUAUCUAGCAAACACCGUGUACAGUCUUGGGAAUAGUAGAGAUGAAAACUGGCCGGUCAGAGUCACCAUCCACGACAUCAAUCACGAAGACAUGACCUUGUCCGGGACAAUGGAAGCCUACAAUAUUCCCGACAAGACUUCUCCUUCUCAGGACGCACACAUUGUCACCUUCCUAGAAGGCGAAAUCAUCGAUUUCAACAAGCACACCCUCGAGACCCAAAACUUCAAAGCAGACGCAGAAAUCGACAGCACAUACUGGCGAGAAUUAGAGCCAUUCAAAAACCUCACAGACGAAGAAAUGACCAAAAACCUCGUGAGCCGGAAGUGGAUCACGGAAGAGUUGUCCAAGGGGUGGAUCUUGAUGCGUUGGAAGGAACGCUGCUUCAUCACCCCCACCGAUUCCCGCCAGGGCCUCACGAUCUUCGGAUUUUACUACGUCUCCCUCUGUCGAGAGACAGGCCAAAUCGAGGGCCUCUACUAUGAUCCCGGCAGCUCACCAUACCAGCAAUUAUCUUUGAAACCAGAGGAUACUAAGAUGGUGUUUCCAUCGUACCAGUUUCGAUAACCACAACCUUAUACAUAUCUUUUCUUUUCGUCCACAUUUAGGCGUUCAUUACAUGUCAGGGAUUGACAAGGAUUGGAGUUAGCCAUUUUGCAUAUAUCGGUGUUCUGUGCUAUAUGUCCAUUCUUUUACAUAUUUGGUUGAUUGGUAAAAUAGUGUACUUUACGUUAGAAUCUACUGAUCACUCUUUCUAACACUUCGAACAAUAGUUUGUGGAAAAAAUAUUGUUUGUAAGCAUGCAAUGCCACUCAUCAUGACACGCACAAACCCAAUGUUAGAUAGAUG
This is a messenger RNA of Aspergillus ruber CBS 135680, 2193 nucleotides long. RefSeq lists its product as uncharacterized. Lineage: Eukaryota; Fungi; Ascomycota; Eurotiomycetes; Eurotiales; Aspergillaceae. Gene Ontology annotation, biological process: protein targeting to vacuole; negative regulation of gluconeogenesis; protein catabolic process in the vacuole. The transcript has 3 exons. Gene Ontology annotation, cellular component: GID complex; extrinsic component of membrane. The record is from RefSeq and is a predicted model, not a curated record. Bases 106 to 1911 code for a protein of 601 amino acids.